Messenger RNA from Mauremys reevesii (Reeves's turtle), 1816 nucleotides. RefSeq names its product required for meiotic nuclear division 1 homolog (gene RMND1). Lineage: Eukaryota; Metazoa; Chordata; Testudines; Geoemydidae. The coding region runs from base 267 to 1607 and encodes 446 amino acids. The transcript has 13 exons. Gene Ontology annotation, biological process: positive regulation of mitochondrial translation. The record is from RefSeq and is a predicted model, not a curated record.
CCGCUCGGGAGGAGGCGCUGACCCGGGGCCUUGAGCGCCGCGGGCUGGGCCUUAUGAAGGGGAGGCCGAAGACGGCGCUGGCCUUCCCUCGGCUCCGGUUCCCGGCGGCUGCGCUCCUGCCCUGUAGCUCACGGGGCGCCCUACCGAGGAGUCGGUGUCAUCGCCCCAUUUUAUAGAUGUGGCAGCAGCAUUCUGGACUCUGUAAAGACAUCAGAAAACAACCCAUAGAUAUUUCUCCCAGUUAGUUGUUAGUUCAGAGUGAAGCAAUGACAGUAAAACUGCUGGGAUUCGUGGCUAGAUGUUCCCAUGUUUUAAUGAAAAUAUGUGAGUGCCAAGGCCUUCAUAAACCUAGGCAUCCAGUGUUAAAACUAAGCAAUGAUGUUGUCAGGGCAUCAUUCAGAACUCUAGCACCAAACAAAGUCUUGAACUUGUGCACUCCUGAAACUGCUACCUGUUGCUUGACAAAUCUGCGUGAACAACUCAAGAAUUGGCAAAUGUCAGAAGCAAAGAUUGUGAAUUACCAGAUCGGAGAAGUUUAUCCUCCAUUCAGGGACCAUUUUGAUGCUCUAAGGACUGUGAACUACAAGCAUGGACUAAGUAGUGUUAGAAAGUUUAUGAAAAUGCCAACAAGAUCUUAUUCAGUUGUAUCAACUGGUAAAAUACUGCCAAAACAAAGUAUUCUGCCAAUUAAGAGACCACCGAAGGCACCUAGGACCAAACAGCCAUCCAGAGCUAACCAGCCACUAGUGUCAGAAACUGAGGAUCUGAUGCAGUGUACAGCCUUCGCAACAGCAGAUGAAUAUCAUCUUGGUAAUCUGUGUCAUGACCUGACUUCAUAUGGAUAUGUUGAAAUAACAAGUUUGCCUAGAGAUGCAGCAAAUGUUUUAGUGAUUGGCACGGAAAACGCUGCAAAAGAAUAUGAUCCUGGUAUGAUCUUUUUCUUCAGGGAAGGGUCUGUUGUGUUUUGGAAUGUGGAAGAGAAAACGAUGAAGAAAAUAAUGCAAGUGCUGGAGCGGCAUGAAAUUCAGCCUUAUGAAGUUGCACUGGUUCAUUGGGAGAAUGAAGAAAUUAACUACAGGAGAGGAGAAGGCCAGUCAAAGCUCCACAGAGGAGAAAUCUUGUUAAAUUCUGACCUGGAUAUUGAUGAAGUAAUUCUGCAGAAAUUUGCCUUUUCAAAUGCUCUUUGCCUUUCUGUAAAACUGGCCAUUUGGGAAUCAUCCUUGGAUAAUUUUGUGGAAUCUAUCCAGUCAAUUCCUGAGAUAUUAAAAUCAAGAAAAAAAGUGAAACUCUCUCAUGCUGAUGUAAUGCAGAAAAUUGGGGAACUCUUUGCCUUACGGCACUGUAUAAAUCUGAGUUCAGACCUGCUGAUAACUCCUGACUUCUACUGGGACAGAGAAAACCUUGAAGAGCUUUAUGACAAAACCUGUCAGUUUCUCAGCAUUAAUCGCAGAGUUAAGGUAAUGAAUGAGAAACUUCAGCACUGCAUGGAGCUAACAGACCUGAUGCGAAAUCACCUGAAUGAAAAACGUGCCCUGCGCUUGGAAUGGAUGAUAGUCAUACUCAUCACUAUAGAGGUCAUGUUUGAACUUGCCCGAGUAGUUUUCUGACCAUGGCAGAAGCUAAGAACAUCUGAGAAAAGUAUGACAGGACCAUAUUCAGAACAGAAAAAAGUUCCUUGCUCCCACCUCUUUAUUUUCUGUACACUUCUGGAAAAUGCUGUAAUUAUCUUACUAAAUAAAUGUAUUUAUGUAUAAAUAAAUGUACGUGUUCAAAUAAACUGUAAACUUUGUGAAUAAAUCGUAAGUUAGGUUCAGCA